UUUUUUGUUCUUGUUGUCAAACUUAAUAAAUCAUUUUUCUGCGGAAUAAUUAAGAAAAAUUAGAAUUUUUUUAAUUUUAUUAACAAUAUUAAUGUUAAAAGCUACUACCAAACAAGCUUCAAAUUUUCUACGUUUUUACGGCAAUAUGUCAACAGGUUUAGCUUUGCCAGAAGUGAUUAAACGUUUAGAGGCGUUUGCUCCUUUAAGUUAUGCCGAAAAAUGGGACAAUGUGGGUUUACUGCUGGAACCCUACAAUCAGGGACCUAUUGAAAAAAUACUUUUAACAAAUGAUUUAACCGAACGUGUCAUGCAAGAAGCUUUGGAUAAAAAUGUCAAUAUGAUUGUGUCCUAUCAUCCGCCAAUAUUUUCUGCUUUAAAGAGAAUCACUCAAAAAACAUGGAAGGAACGUAUUGUUUCCAUAUGCUUGGCUAAAUCAAUUGCUUUAUAUUCUCCUCAUACAGCAUGGGAUGCUGCAUUGGGUGGUGUUAAUGAUUGGCUGGCCACAGCAUUACCCAUUAAAGAUAUCAAACCUAUUAAGCCCCUAGCCGAUUGCGAUGAUGAAAAUGUUGGCUCUGGACGCACCUUUAACACCAACAUUUCCCUUAAAAAUGCUAUAACAGCCGUACAAAAACACAUUGGCCUAGAUGUUCACGUAGCCAUGGCUGUCGAUCAUAACCUGGAGACUAAAAUUAAAGAAGUGGCUUUAUGUGCCGGUUCGGGUGGCUCAUUAUUGCGUGGCAUUAAGGCAGAUCUAUAUAUAACAGGAGAAAUGUCUCACCAUGAAGUGUUGGACGCUAAUCACAAUAAUGUAACUGUGAUACUAUGUAAUCAUAGUAAUUCGGAAAGAGGUUUCCUUAAGAACUUCCAAACCAAAUUAGAUGAUAUGCUAAAUGGUGGCUGUGAGAUUUUAGUUUCACAGACAGAUGAAGAUCCUAUUAAGACAUUUGUUAAAAAUAAUUGAAUUUUUUAGGGUUUUUCCAAAGAGAAAAAACACAAAAGUGCAUUUUUUUUUUAAUUGUCUUUAUAUUUAAAAUAUUUUUAUUUUCAUUAAAUAUUAAUAAUAAUAUUUGAAUUGAUAUUAUUUAUAUGGUUUUUCUAACUAUACUAUUUAAGAUAAUGAUGGAAUGAUAUUGAAAUUAUAAAUUAAUAAAAAAAACUAAAA
Lucilia cuprina (Australian sheep blowfly) is the source of this 1162-nucleotide messenger RNA. RefSeq names its product NIF3-like protein 1. Bases 92 to 961 code for a protein of 289 amino acids. Gene Ontology annotation, cellular component: mitochondrion; cytoplasm. The record is from RefSeq and is a predicted model, not a curated record. The transcript has 4 exons. NCBI's taxonomy places the organism in Eukaryota, Metazoa, Arthropoda, Insecta, Diptera, Calliphoridae.